AUGGAUCAAAUAUCCAUAGAAACAGAAAAGGACCGUUUUGAAAAUGUCAAAGACCCCGCUUUGAAAGAGGAAACAUACGUUCACACUGUCUAUAAUGAGAUAGCCUCGCAUUUUUCACAAACCAGAUACAAGCCUUGGCCCAUAGUUGAAAAAUUCCUAAACUCCCGGAAGAAUUAUUCCAUCGGCUUGGAUGUAGGAUGUGGAAAUGGGAAAUACCUAGGUGUCAAUAAAAAUCUUAUGAUACUAGGCUCAGACAGAUCGGAUGGGCUAAUUCGAUGCGCGUACAAGAAUGGACAUAGAGGGUUGUUGGUAGCAGAUGGCCUACAACUACCCCACCACAAUGACAGAUUUGAUUUUGCCGUCAGCAUAGCAGUGAUUCACCAUUUCUCCACGGAAGAAAGAAGGAUACAAGCCAUCAAACAUAUCUUGUCAAAACUCAGACCACAAGGGGAAGCAUUAAUCUAUUGCUGGGCUUUGGAACAGGAGAAUAGCAGAAGAGGCUGGAAGGAGGGAAUGGACCAGGAUCAGUUGGUUCCCUGGGUAAUGAAGAGUCAGAAUGAGCAACAGACAAAAUUAAGAUACUAUCAUCUUUAUAAGAAAGGCGAGUUGAUAGAUAAUAGCGUAAGUGCUGGAGGGGAGAUCGUUGAAGAUGGUUACGAGAAGGAUAAUUGGUGGGUAAUAGUCAGAAAAGUCUGA
Komagataella phaffii GS115 is the source of this 696-nucleotide messenger RNA. RefSeq lists its product as uncharacterized. Gene Ontology annotation, biological process: tRNA wobble uridine modification. The record is from RefSeq and is a predicted model, not a curated record. The coding region runs from base 1 to 696 and encodes 231 amino acids. Gene Ontology annotation, cellular component: nucleus; cytoplasm. The transcript has a single exon. Gene Ontology annotation, molecular function: tRNA binding; S-adenosylmethionine-dependent methyltransferase activity. Lineage: Eukaryota; Fungi; Ascomycota; Pichiomycetes; Pichiales; Pichiaceae.